Molecule: messenger RNA, 2199 nt
Organism: Ictalurus punctatus (channel catfish)
Lineage: Eukaryota; Metazoa; Chordata; Actinopteri; Siluriformes; Ictaluridae
Product: E3 ubiquitin-protein ligase XIAP
Exons: 7
Coding region: 181-1341 (386 amino acids)
Biological process (GO): negative regulation of apoptotic process; regulation of cell cycle; positive regulation of protein ubiquitination
Cellular component (GO): nucleus; cytoplasm
Molecular function (GO): cysteine-type endopeptidase inhibitor activity involved in apoptotic process; ubiquitin protein ligase activity
Source: RefSeq, a predicted model, not a curated record
ACGUCACGCCCCUCCUCCUGGCUGUGGUUCUGGACUUCUUGCAGUAGAAGGGUCGAGCAGGUCAGCUGUCUGUCAACAGAAAAGCUGUCGGUAUAUAACAGUAUCUGAACAGUACCAUCAGAUACAUAAGGGUCAGAUUUACCUGAUUUAUCAACAUAAGCUGACAUUCUCAUUGCGACGAUGGCUGACUCUAAUAGUUUUGAACAGAUUGAAACUGAUGACGGACUGCCAGACUGGUCUGCGAUGAGCACACGAUUGAACUCGUUCCGGGCUUUUCCCCAUCAUGAGCAAGUUCCUGCAGAGAGGUUGGCACGAGCGGGCUUCUACUUCACAGGUGAAUCUGAUCGAGUGUGCUGCUUCAGCUGCCUGCACACCAUUGAGGACUGGCACCAAGGAGACAACCCAGUAGAAAGACACCAUGACGUCUCACCUGCCUGCAUGUUCCUCAGGUGCGUUCAUCACAGGAGCCUUGCUAGUGGAACUUCCCCUCAGUCUCCUGGCCCCAUCUAUGACGAGGAGGCAGAAGCCAUGGAGUUUAGAUUAAGAACACGUGAAGUAGUGGAUGAGUCGGUGUAUCCCAGUAUUCUGCAUAUGAAGAGUGAAGAUGCACGGCUGAGGACGUUCAGCAACUGGCCCUCUUGGUCUCCAGUACAGCCUCAUGACCUAGUGCAAGCUGGGAUGUUUUACGUGUCAGAGAGUAACAGGCAAGAAGACAGGGUGCAGUGUUUCUGCUGCGCAGGCAUGCUGGUCAACUGGGAGGAAGGUGAUGAUCCCUGGCAGGAACAUGCCAGAGUUUAUCCAGACUGCCCUUUCAUUUUGGGUCAUGAUGUGGGGAACAUCCCCUCUACGCAACCAAGACAGAGAAGCAGUGCUCAUAACAGUUCAAUGGAGUCCUUUGAGGAGCGCCUUGAAAGCUUCAGGGACAGAGUGCAUCCCAUCAACCCUGAAAGCCUGGCUAGAGCUGGGUUUUCUAGCGUAGGUGACCGAGACUGUGUGGUUUGCUUCAAAUGUGGAGGACGUCUGAAGAACUGGCAGCCAGAUGAGGACCCGUGGGAGGAGCAUGCCAAGCACUAUCCAGGAUGCAGUUUCCUGCUUGCAGAAAAAGGGCAAGAGUUUAUCAACAGCGUUCAGCUAAGAACUCCAGGACGCAGCUCUUCAAAUGGAUUUUUCAGUCGUGAGAGAGCAGCAUCAAAUGUACUGCAGUCAGAGAGCCGUGAGGACUAUUCAACUAUGGAAGAUGUCGUUGUAGACAUAACCAGUGGUGUGUUUGAUAGCGAUUCUGAUAUGUGUCAGGAUACUGCACGAAGACCCCUUGAAGAAGCUGGAGACGCUGCAGCGUGAAAAGCUCUGCAAAGUGUGCAUGGACAGUGACAUUGCGAUCGUCUUCAUCCCCUGCAGACACUUGGUGACUUGUAAGAAGUGCUCCGAGCCUCUUCGCAAGUGUGCGAUCUGUUGUGCAGACAUCACACAGAAAAUCAAGACGUUCAGCUCGUAACCUCCAGCGCACUCACGCUCAGACAGAACUGCUGUGUUCCCACUCAUUUAAUUAUGAGCAAUCCUUAAAAAGAUACAUGUAUAUGGAUCCUUAAACAUACACACACAAUACAUGGAUGCGUUAGACAAAAAGAAUUUUAUUGUUUUAUACUAUAGGGUAUAUAAUGAGAAAUAUUUGUAUAUUUGGAUUAUGUUAGAGCAAAUAUGUAGUACAUAUGAAAAACAUUUUUUGGAAGGACCAGGUAAUGCUGAGGCUGCUGUCUGGGUACAGAUCAAAUGUAAUCUUAGGAUAAAUAUAUUGUAAGCAGAUAAUAUUAUAUAUGUAUAUAUAUAUAUAUAUAUAUAUAUAUAUAUAUAUAUAUAUAUAUAUAUAUAUAUAUACUUUGUUGGGGCAAUUUUAUUUUGCCUAGAGGUCUAUGUGCAUAAUUUAGAAGCACAUUAAUCGUGCUAUUCUGAAGAAAGAAACUACAUUACAAUAUGACACACUGUACUGACAUGGACAAGCUAUGUGCCAUUGCUGAGAAUCAAACCAAACACUCUGCCUGCAUGGACAUGUACAUGACUGUUUUAUGGUGAAAGCUCAGUCAAGUACAUUUUUAGAUCACAGUUUAAUCUGCACCCAGACAACCAAUACUCAUGCUUCAUUAACAGUGCCUUUCUUUAAUUAACACACACACACACACACACACACAUAUAUAUAUAUAU